CUCUUACCCGGUGUCAUUUCUAUUCAGUUCUCCAUGUGGUCCAAACUAGCAUGUUGAUCGUCACUGCUGUCUGUGGUAUUGGGUGUAAAAAAAACUAUGGACAGAACAUUUAGUUCCCUGGUUAUGAGAAGGCGGGCUUGAACUAAACGGAAUAGCGUGCGCUGCUGUAUCAUUGGCAAUACAGGCUACCGGCUGAAACUACAGGCUGUACACAACAAAAUAUACACGGAGGGAGAGAAUAAUCAAAACAAAUAGAAUAGAAGGGCCUGCCCAGGUGCAGAGAUGACAACUGAUAAGGAUCUGUGUAUGCAUGGCCAGUCUGUUCCAGUGGUUUUUACAACAAAGGGCAUUGACAUCACUCCUAAUAAAGACCAGGGAGUUUACAAGGUGAUAAAACGGCAGGGACAGGAUGGGGACAGACCCAUGAUUGGAGACAGGGUGACUGUUCAUUACACUGGCAGACUACUCAAUGGGAAGAAGUUUGAUUCGAGUCUAGAUCGCAAAGAGCCUUUUUGCUUCAAUCUGGGAAGGGGGCAGGUAAUUAAGGCCUGGGACAUUGCCUUGGCUACCAUGCAGAGAGGAGAAGUCUGCAUGCUCCUCUGUAAACAAGAGUAUUCCUAUGGAUCUGCUGGAAGCCCACCCAAAAUACCUCCCAACUCAUCACUACUGUUUGAGGUGGAGCUACUAAACUUUGAGGGAGAGGUGCUCACUGACGAUGGUGGGAUCAUCAGGAGGAUAAAGGUCAAAGGAGAGAGCUUCAAUAAUCCCAACGAAGGGUCCACUGUUGAAGUUCACCUCGAAGGCAGCUGUGAGGGUUGUCUGUUUGACUCAAGAGAUGUACACUUUAUUGUGGGUGAGGCUGAUGACAAGAGGGUUCCUCUGGGAGUUGACCGGGCUAUGGAGAAGAUGCAGAAAGGAGAGUGCUGCUUGCUUUAUUUAAAACCCAAAUAUGCAUUUGGUAAAGAGGGUAAUCCGGAGUUCAAGAUUGGACCAAACACAGAAGUGGUAUAUGAAGUUACACUCAAAGAUUUUCAGAAGUCCAAAGAAUCCUGGGAAAUGGACUUGAGUGAAAAACUUGAUAUGGCUGUUGGAGUCAAACAUAAAGGAAACCAUUAUUACAAGGCCGGGCGGUAUUAUCAGGCAGUUAUUCAGUACCAGCGCAUCGUGUCCUGGCUGGAAAUGGAGUGUGGGACAGGGGUGGAGCAACAACAGAGGAUCCGGGACUUGCUCAUGUUGUCCCAGCUCAACCUAGCACUGUGUUUCUUGCGACUGAAGGACUUUUCACAAGCAGUAGAUAACUGCAACAAGGUCAUAGAAGUGGAUGGGAAGAAUGAGAAGGCAUUGUACCGUCGUGGGGAGGCCCGGCUCCUUCGUAAUGAGUUUGGCUUAGCCUUGACUGACUUCCGGCAAGUGCUGCAGGUCAACUCCUCAAAUCGAGCAGCCCGCGCUCAAAUUUCCAUUUGCCAGCGGAAGAUCCGGGAACACCAUGAACGGGACAAGAUAAUCUACGCCAACAUGUUCCAGAAAUUUGCUGAACAUGACGCUAAGGUGGGGAAGAUGAAGAGGAGGAGGGAUGACGGUGGGAGGACAGACGAGAACAGUCACCUGGGCGUUAGAAGACGACGCAAAAGUCAAGACUGCCCGUGAUGCUGUUGAUGUUCAGAAGAAAGGGACAAGGGGGGCAGGCCUCCCAUUGUUUACCCCACAGAGACCAGGGGUUUGAGGCAGGACUGGGGCGGGACUAGCCCCGAGACCUGUCUCAGUGCCCAUCGUGCUGUUCCUGCAUGAGAGGCUGGGUAUGAGUGAAAACAGCUGCAAACAUUCAGUCACAUGGAAUCAACAAUCUUGGGUAAUAUCUUGAACGUCAAAGUGCCGAUGACCAAUGCCCAAAGUUAAAAUAUUCCAAACAAAUACAAAGUUGCAAGUUAUUUAAAAUGAUAUCAUGACACAUCACAUGUAAUUGGUGCUUUGCAUACAAUGCACUUUUGCCCUAUUUAUAUUAAAAUGUGCUUAUAAUACGAACUCUUCUUUUCAUGAAGAUUGAAAACUGCAUGUAUAACAUGUAGCUCCACACCUCUAUAUGCACACUUAAAGUUAGCAUUCUUUUGAUAACGAAUGAAUCAGACCUAAUACAAUACAGUUAGUAUAUUGUUACAUUAUCUGUUUAGUCACAGUUGUUAUGCACAAGGUGCACAAGGUAACAAUUUUAGUGGUAUUGCCAUAGAUUUUCAUAGUCCUCAAUACACAGUUUGACCUUGUGAAACACAUAGGUGCAAUGUUGCAGACAAUCUUGAUUGACCCAGGAGCACAGAAAAUCUGUUUCCCAGUUGCCCAUAUUAUUCGUAAACAUGCGCUUUAGACAAAUGCAUAGAAACUCAAGCCUUAUACCAGGGGCAGAUACAACAGGUGAAACGUGAAGUGAGGUGUUUUUUGCAGUUUUACAAUGGUUUUUGAAUUUGAAUAUUUUGUAAUAGCCUAUUUGGAAUGUUGAAACUUAUAUUAAAAAAAUUACAUAAAUCAGCAUGUCAUAUCUUAGAAGUGCCAACUCCCACUGGGAGUCGGCACUUUGGCUGAGAUUGUAAAACCACCAAUGUUGUCUUUUCAAGGAAAUACCAUGACUUGCGCCUGGAUACAUUCUUGGCUAUAAAUUUGAGGUGUUUGUUUUACAUUGGUUUGCUAUCAGAGCCUGGGGGUGUCUUUAAUACAUUAUGAAACAAAACAUUGUCUGUAAGUGUAUGUCUUUUUAAAAUUCUAAUCAUAAUUCUUAUAUUUUGUUUCAACCAAUGUAUCCCUCAUGUUGUGCUGAUAUAUCACUCAACCACCAAAAUAUUUUUCAGAUAAUGACAAGUUUCAUACAUUUAACAUCCUCUAACAUUUGAUCACCAAAACAAAAACUUUUACGAGACACAACUUCAACCUCUGAAUCUCAAUUACACAACUGAUCUGCCAAUCACAAUGUGUCAAAACCUGAGACCACUCAAUAGAAAUUUCAGUGGUAGGUGCCAAUAUGAAAUGUAUGUUAUUCCAGGAUAGUUAACUGUGGUUGAACUCAUUGGUGGAUAUGCUGAUGUCAGUCCUCUGAAGAGCGCGGCUGUGUGGGAUAAUGUCAGGUACUGUAAACAUUUCUUGUCCAAUCGCUAGCUGUCUCAACAUUAUCUGAAACGAUAACAGAUAUGUAACAACAAGCUUGUUAACUUUAUCUUUGAGUAAGGCAGGCUUAUAAAAUAUUCUAGCACUGGGACAACUUACAACUUAACAGUACCCCUAGCAACAUCCUUACUGAUGCCUACACAACUCAGAAAAUAUUGUAAAAAGGAAUAAAUAGUUUCCGACACACAGGACACAGUUUAGGUGGUACAGAAAACGAAAAUAGGGAUCACUAUAAAGAAGUAUGACUGUGUACCAUUAUGAAUUUGUGACUAUACAUUAAGAUAUGAAGACAAGAGAUACAUAUGCAAUACUAACAAUUGUUGUAUACUGUAUAUAUGCUAUGCAUCGUCACUGUCAAUAAAGUGUAUCUUAAGACA
Molecule: messenger RNA, 3527 nt
Organism: Hypomesus transpacificus
Lineage: Eukaryota; Metazoa; Chordata; Actinopteri; Osmeriformes; Osmeridae
Gene: fkbp5
Product: FKBP prolyl isomerase 5
Exons: 11
Coding region: 283-1647 (454 amino acids)
Molecular function (GO): peptidyl-prolyl cis-trans isomerase activity; protein binding
Source: RefSeq, a predicted model, not a curated record